AUGGGCGAGCAACAGGCAAAGGGGAUUUCAGGGGGCGCGGGCACCCGUUGGCCCUCAUGUAGCGUGUUAGGCCUAGUACUUGUAGUUGUAAAGCCCACACAGGCCCUCCGCCGAGAAAAAUCGCGAUUUGAUUGCAACUUUUUAACCAGCUAA
Messenger RNA from Gaeumannomyces tritici R3-111a-1, 153 nucleotides. RefSeq lists its product as hypothetical. The transcript has 3 exons. Lineage: Eukaryota; Fungi; Ascomycota; Sordariomycetes; Magnaporthales; Magnaporthaceae. The record is from RefSeq and is a predicted model, not a curated record. The coding region runs from base 1 to 153 and encodes 50 amino acids.